Messenger RNA from Lineus longissimus, 3069 nucleotides. RefSeq names its product zinc finger protein Noc-like. The transcript has 2 exons. Gene Ontology annotation, cellular component: nucleus. The coding region runs from base 316 to 1794 and encodes 492 amino acids. The record is from RefSeq and is a predicted model, not a curated record. NCBI's taxonomy places the organism in Eukaryota, Metazoa, Nemertea, Pilidiophora, Heteronemertea, Lineidae. Gene Ontology annotation, biological process: negative regulation of DNA-templated transcription.
UAAGCCACCUCCUGAUUGGUCGGCGGUGAAUUCCUUUCAUCUGUAAGCAGAACACAAGUGGUGUCGGCAAGCUUUGAGUAAGGAAGGCAUGUUUCAAUAAAACCGAGUGCCUGCUGUGUGCAAUCACAUUGUGCCAGUUAGCCCAGCAGUCGAUGUCUAGAGUAAUUGAGAGCCUUGUGUAAAACAUCGUCUUCACAUUCCUACUUCCCAUCAGAGCUUGGGACUAUCAUUUCUGGAUAUUCUGCCUUUGAUACAACAUCGUGCUUGGAUAUAGUCGUGACUUCUACCUAACGAUCAAGAGGAAAUAUCUUGACCAUGCUUCAAACAGCAUCACAGUACUUACACCAUGAGUACCUUCAACCUUUGCCAACAACGUUGGAUGCCAAAAAGAGCCCAUUGGCCUUGCUUGCCCAGACAUGCAGCAACAUUGGUAAAGAUACCACACCAGCUAAACCGCUGAUACCGCCCAUCGAAAAGAAAGAUGGCCGAACAUCGUCCGAAAAGUCGAGCAGUGACCAUGACAAGCGAUCCUCGCCUGCUGAUAAGAAGGACAGCAAGACACCGAGCAGUGCUCCGCCGAAGGAGAUGCCCUCACUCGUACCAAUCACCCACUCGCCCAACAGCGGGAAAUACUCUCCAAGUACGGGCUCACCCAAGACCCGCAGCCCUGUCAACGCCCACACGCCCGUUUCCAGUAGCCAUUCACCCAUCCCGUCCGCUCACUCCAACACCCAUUACAGCCUCGCCUUGGAUAGCAAACAUGGCGAUGUAAAAACGAGCUCAGAAUCAAAAACAGGACUAUCUUCGCAGCCAACACAACCAACGCCCGGUGCAACUCUCAAGCCAACGGCAGUGCCAGUUUCGGGAGCAGCCAGCUAUUCUCACCAUCCAGGAUUGGACCCUCAUCUUCUUGGACAUCCAUUCGCAUUGGACCCCAGCAGCAUUCACAGCGCAAAUGCAGCUUACACGUCGGCGUUAGCUGCCCAUGCCAGCCUUGCUAGGUCCGGGCAUGAUCUCGCAGCCUUAUCUGGGGGUUCGUCUGUGUCACCCUACGUGGCUUAUGCUCAGGUUAAAACUGCCACCGGUGCUACUACUUUAGUCCCCAUCUGCAGAGACCCUUACUGUACGAACUGCCAACUUACCAUGCGUAGUGCUCAGCUUUCGGGAACAUGUGCCGCUGGUUGUACGCAAUGUAAUCACGAGAAAUCUCUUGCUGCCUCAAGCAGCCUUGGACUAUCCGGCACUCCCCUCACAGUGCCCGUUUUGCCCGUACCCGGGGCAAGCCAACUCUCAGGAACAAAUGGACUAGGUUCACUUUACUCUCAUAGUUUAAUGGCAGCACAUCAUGGACUACCUUACGUGUGUAACUGGAUGUCGGGGACAGAUCAUUGCGGGAAACGUUUCUCUACGUCUGAAGAACUCUUACAACACUUGCGCACUCAUACGUCAUCUACAGACAUUUCUACGUCAUUGUCAUUAGCAUCAGUCUUACCGUCAUAUUCGUACCCCAGUGUGUCAAUGCCCAGCGUCUCUGUCGCCAGCACGCUAGGUUCGCAUUACAGUCAUGGUUCAUUGAGCCCCAACUCUCUUCAUAGGAACUAUCCAACAAGCCUCAGCCCAAUCAGUAGUGCCCUAGCAGCUAGCAGAUAUCACCCCUAUGCCAAAUCCGCCGGACUUUCCUCAUUAUCAAGUGCAGCCCCCUCAAUGCCACCAAUGCCCUUUCCAUCCAUGGGACCAUAUUAUUCACCAUAUGCGUUGUAUGGACAGAGACUUGGCGCAGCAGUCGCACCAUGAACUCAGAAACUGUGAAACAUUAUGACGUAUGUGCUAUUAAGUAUACGCCUGGAUUAACCUUAUUUAUCACUCAUUUGGACCCUUUCCUCUUGAUGUGGACGAAAACUUGUGGUUAAAAGUGUAAGAACAAAUUCGUGUUUUCAGUUGGAAAUUUCACUGUUUAGGGUAUUAGCUUUGUGAUCAAUGUGCAAUUGGCGCUCCAUACUUUUUGGUAAUGCGUUAUUUGCAGGUAAAAUAAACGAAUGUCCAGGGGUAAUUCACAUACUUCCGAGUACAUUUUAAUGAAAGAUUGCCAUGGAAAACACGAAUUCGGUUCUCCAAUUUUCCCGAUAAUACACUUUAAUUGCUGUUUUCUAUAUGGAAGUCUUAAUUCGUAAAGUUCUGUGUCAUUUUGAAUUGCCAGUUGUUAUGAAUUAUUUAGCACCAUGUCAAAAAAUAUUCCACAAUCAUUUUGUUCGUUUUUUAUGGAAGAUCACUGCCGAAUGAUUAGAAAGAUUGAUCAUAAAUGGUGUGGAAAAUAAUGAAAAAUAAUUUAUCGUCCGUUAAUGAACAUAUCUAAACGAAAGAACCAUUCAUUAGGGUUUAGUAAACCGAACACCAGUCCAAAUAACGAAUGUAGUUAAUGGAUUACAGUGCCAUGAGAAAUGUUUCAUUUGCGGCGUUAAAAUCCUCGCAAAGAAUUAGAACAGGAAAAGUAAAAAAGAGGUAAUGAAUGAAAUACUUCGUUAUUACAAACCAGGAUAUACACCAAUUUCCAUGUGAACUUUAUUGCUUUGUAUUAAUAUUAUGUUAUUAUUCUGUAUAGUUUUGUACAUAAAAUCAAAGAUUAGUAUAUCGAUUCUAUAUUCUAUAUGAUGUGCAUCGUCACUGUGCGAUAAAUGUCCCUGGUUGGUUUCCGAAAAAUAUAAGCCCCCCACGGUCCUUUAUCACUUUUGGAAAUCGGACGAAAUUCCUUGGAAUCGUUGAAGCAACCCCGUGCUCCUUUUAAUCAUUUUUUAUAAGGAAGCCAUCGGAUUGGUCAAUAUUCAUUACUGACCCGAAUUACUGACCAAUCAAAUUGCUCUAUUUGGCACUCCAUGACAGUUUUUCAAAUAUCCUCCUUUUUCGAGGAAGUUUCGUCUGAUUUCUUUUUUUAUCCUACAACUUGAAUGCCUUUCAAUUGUGAUUAUCUGCACCCUCGUCAUUGUAUUGAAGUGAAAGCAGUGUUCAAGUUCUUAAAGGUUGAAAAUAGAGAGAGAGAGCGAGAGAGAGAUAAAUAUAUGAAAUAUCAAAUUA